UUUGUGCGAACACCAAACACCAACGGAUUUUGUGUUUCAAAAGAUUUGUUUGGUUUUAGUGUUUUGAAUAGCGAUUUUGAGAAAGUAAACGGAGUCACGGAGUGAAUUUAAUGAAAAUAACACAAUUUUCAGUGGAAUUACCUCUUUACAAUUAUGGCAGACGUAGGGGAUAUAAUUGAUUACAUUAAAUCCCUGAGAAAAGGAUUCGAUAAAGAUGAGUUUAGCGAUAAGAUUGAAGAACUGGCUGAAAUUGUUGAUUCAAAUGGCUUGGACUAUGAAGAAUUCCACAAUUUACUCAGAGUCUGGCUAAAUAUGUCAUUACCGGUGACAAAAUGGCUGAGUAUCGGCAUGUGUCUAGUGCCCAGGGACAGGCUGGAGCCGCGCUCGGUAGACUACGCCAUGCGCUGGCUGCUCGCCAACUUCCAGAACCAGACCAGCUACACCAGGAUUGGGUUCGUUCUGGACUGGCUCACCGCUGCCAUGGAGGCUGAUGCUAUUGAUUUGAAACACCUUGAUGUCUAUUAUGAGAUUUUCUAUAUGUUGGUCACAUAUGAAGUUUUGACACCUCAUGCAAUUAAGCUGGUGUACACUUUGACUAAACCUAUGGACAUCACAAGGAGGCGAGUCCUAGAGCUGCUCGAUGUAGCCAAAAAGAGAGAAGCUAUAAGAAGUAAAUGCCGCCAAAUCCAAGCGCUUCUUGGUCUCUUCAAGUCGUACAAGCCGGAGUGUGUGCCCGAGAGUAUUCCAGUGUUCUCUGUGCCCUCCACAUUCAAGCAACCCAAUAUCCGACUGAAACAGAGAUUCGGACGCUACCAGGCUCUCAGAAAUACCUUGAAUGAAGAGAAGCAGAGGCUUCACUGGGUCAAUCCAAUGAACAUGAAAGGAAACAAGAAAGUGCAACCCCUCAUACCAAACAUGGAAUUUAGCAAUGUGGGAUCUAAACAGUAUGACAGCAAAAUGUCUCAGAAAAACUAUUUUGAUUUUGUUGAACCGUCAGCCCUCAUCGAGUACAGUCUCCGCCACGAGCUGUCCCGGCCGGCUCGCUUGCUGGCCCUACUCUGCAACGACGCGGGCCUCGCUAUGCUGGCCACCGCGCCCGAUAGCGAGCACGCCUUCCUGUCGCACGACCUGCACCAUCUGCUGAAGAACUGCUUCCUCCACACCUCUACUCACAGCUACGCAGAGAAGCGCCUACUCCUGUCUCGGCUGGCGACGCUCCAGCGCACGCUCAUGCAAGGGGUGCCGGUCGUCACGCGCUUCCUCGCCCAGUACCUGCCGCUGUGGAACGAGAAGGACUACUUCCAUGAGAUCCUGUCGUUAGUGGAAUGGAUCAGCGCGGACUCGGCCAGCCACGCGGCGCACAUCCUGCGCCCGCUGGGCCGCGUGUUCCACCGCUCGCAGCCGCUGCAGCAGGCCGCCGUACUGACCGCCCUCACCAACCUGCACGAGAACUUGGUGAGUCGCUGGAUUAGUCGCUGGACUGAUCUACUCCAACUUGGUGAGUUGCUGGAUUACCACGCGGCGCACAUCCUGCGCCCGCUGGGCCGCGUGUUCCACCGCUCGCAGCCGCUGCAGCAGGCCGCCGUACUGACCGCCCUCACCAACCUGCACGAGAACUUGUUUGUGGAUCAGUCGCCGGAUACUCCUGGGAUCCUGUCGCUAGUGGAGUGGGUUGUUGCGGACUCGGCCAGCCACGCGGCGCACAUCCUGCGCCCGCUGGGCCGCGUGUUCCACCGCUCGCAGCCGCUGCAGCAGGCCGCCGUACUGACCGCCCUCACCAACCUGCACGAGAACUUGACAUACUCCAACAGCCGUCCACGCCAGUACUUCCUGAGUAUGGAGUCGUCUAAACACGGCGCGGCGCUCGCCUCCAGCCUCGCCGAGUUCAUAGCGGACCUUGCGGGGAAGGCACUGCAGGUUAACCCAGAGGACAUCCGAGCCCAGCACACAGCGAUAUGGUGCGUGGAGCGAGUAGCGCGGGCCCAACUACUCAACCCCUCCGAGCCGACGCCGCCGCCGCCGCUGGUGUUCGCGCUACCCCUGCUAGGCGUCAGCGCGGCCGCCAUCGACAAGCUCGCGUGUAUUAUGUUGCUGUACAAGAAGAUAUACGGCAAAAUUAAGAAGCAGUCGAAUGCUACCAGCCGUAAGAUGGAAGACCACCUCUGGACGUUGCAGGCUUAUACUAUUGACUUGAUGAACGCGUUACUGAGUGAGACAGUUCUGAGUGAGCGACAGAGCGGGGUCAUCUUCAGCAAGCUACAUCCUCAGCUGGUGGAGAGGAUCAGUAAGACUGUGCCCAAUGCCGACGGCGCCCUGAGCCUCCGGUCCCACGCAGCCUUCGCCCCAUACACCUACUCACAAUUCGAGGCACUAGACUAUAAGGAAACAGACAACAAGUUAUGGUUCGACUCAGUCAUAGAACCGGAGUUCAAACAUUUGAGUGUCUUCCUAAAGAAAAUCGCCACCGAACUACGUUAAGGUUUUAAUUAAGUGUUGAUGUAAGAAUUUCGAAUUUCAUUAUGAACGAUCAUGUCGUAUCUCUUUUUUAAUAAAAAAAAUAGGAUUUAA
Plutella xylostella (diamondback moth) is the source of this 2568-nucleotide messenger RNA. The record is from RefSeq and is a predicted model, not a curated record. Lineage: Eukaryota; Metazoa; Arthropoda; Insecta; Lepidoptera; Plutellidae.